AUGAAAUUCCUCACCGCUGCUUACCAGACUCAACCGUCGCCACCGCUGCCGAAGUCCCUCUCUAUGGAGAACAGCCUCCGGCUCCCCCCUCUUUGGCGGUGUAGUUUAUCGCCACAGUGGCUACAUCGCCCCACCAUCUCGAAACCUCAACCCCCCCUCUACUGCCAUUCAGUUAUGCACCUUGCCGGAAAAGUUCCUCUGCUCACUCGAGAGUUUUCAUCGAAAAAGUUCAUGUGCCACCGAUUGCCACAACUUCCCUCAACCGUCCACCGUGAUGGGUUGAGAGUAAAGCUGGGCUUCUGUGAAGAUAUAAUGGGUCAUUCAAAGCCUUUAGAGUUUAGGUCCAAUUAG
Messenger RNA from Arabis nemorensis, 351 nucleotides. Lineage: Eukaryota; Viridiplantae; Streptophyta; Magnoliopsida; Brassicales; Brassicaceae. The record is from the annotation of a GenBank genome assembly.